Galdieria sulphuraria is the source of this 1045-nucleotide messenger RNA. Its product is annotated as nucleotide-sugar transporter, DMT family. Bases 6 to 893 code for a protein of 295 amino acids. The transcript is spliced from 5 exons. Gene Ontology annotation, biological process: transmembrane transport. Lineage: Eukaryota; Rhodophyta; Bangiophyceae; Galdieriales; Galdieriaceae. Gene Ontology annotation, cellular component: Golgi membrane; endoplasmic reticulum membrane. Gene Ontology annotation, molecular function: transmembrane transporter activity. The record is from RefSeq and is a predicted model, not a curated record.
CAAAUAUGCUGACUUUGGAAAUUUUGUUGAACAAAGACUCUGGUUUGGGAGACUGGAUUACUUUCUUACAAGUCUCGACUGUAGUAUUGUUGUCCCUUCGCAAGCGCUUUAGAUGGAGGAGGAAGAUCCCGCUAGCUGCAACACUAUUUUGUUCGUUUUUAUAUUAUAUGAGUAGUUCUUUGAAUACGUGGAGUCUUCAGUACGGAAUUUCUGUACCGCUUUAUAUAGUUUUCCGUUCUUCCUCGCUUUUAACAACUUUCUUGUGCUCUCUAGUUUUUCAAAGAAAGCCUGUUUACUUUUGGGAAACUCUUUUUGUCCUUUUUACUUCCUGUGGCCUAUUUUUAGUUUCGUGGGCAGCAGGCGCUAAUUCUGUUCAGGAAACCCUGAAUCUGAGAAAACUUGAUUCGGUGAAAGGUCUUUUUUGUAUUUUAUUGGGUUCUUUUCUGAGUCCUCUGCUGAGUAUAGUUCAGGAAGAAGUUUUGAACCGCCAAGAGGACAAAGCAGAAGCCUCAGAGGAACUGUUGUUCUAUAUGCAGUUGUUCUCGUUAACGGGCUAUGUACUUCAAGCGAAGCAACUUUUUUCCUUAACGAGAGGUUGGCUGCUGUCACAGCGGCAAGAAAGAAGCCAACACUUGACCAUUCUUUUAUUAAACGUCCUAACACAAGUAUUUUGCAUACGCUCAGUUUUUGCUAUGAGUGCUCAAAUUAAUGCAGUUGCUCUACAAAUGGCACUUAGUGUGAGGAAGUUACUAAGCUUGUUACUGAGUUAUUAUGUUUUCAAUCAUCGUUUGACUAGAAGCUAUUGGAUUGGAGCCCUUAUGACGUUUCUUGCCUUUCCAUUUUUAGUCACUGGCGGCUGUCUAAAUAGGAGUUUCGCUUUAACAUCUCCUUAGUGCCUUGUUCUAUUAUCCUGAUGAAAAGUAUUAUUUUAUAAAGUAACAUUUUGUUUGGCUAAACUAGUUCUCGUUGUCUGUAAUUAAGUAUAUCUGCUGGAGAAUGGUGUGUAUCCCUCAUUAUAUUGUGGUUCACCUUGUAAAGACAUUUG